UCUCAUUUGAGCGACAAUGGACGCGCUGGGUCGCAUGUAUGUGACGGUGACGGUGGCGCCAGGCCGCCUCGGGCUCUCGCUUCUCGAAGGCGAUAGCACCGCCGGCGUCUUUGUCGGCGCGUACGAUGCUACGCCGGGCACGAUGCAAGCGCAUUGCGGCCGUGUGCACCCCGGCGACCGCCUCGUGCAGCUCAACGACCUCGACCUCUUGUUCUUAACGCGCCUCGAGGUGAUCGAGGUCCUUGGGCAGACGGCCAACGCGCCGCGAGAGCUCACUUUUUUACGGGCACCGUCAACCCCAAGUCGGUGGGACAUUGCCAAGAAGCUGCUCUUGACGGCGCCUCCGGGGCCAUUGGGGCUGACACUGCACCCCGACAUUCCGCAUUGGGCUGUCGUCGAGGCAGCAACCGCGUCCUGGAGCGCGACAGCCCAUCGUGGCUGUCGCAUACUACGUAUCAACGGCGUCGAUGUGUCGACGAUGGACCGGGACGCUGUCGUCAGCCACCUUGCCCUUGUCUUUGACGUCCCCAAGACGAUCGAGCUGUACCGCCUCGCGCCGCGCACCUGCACGCGCCUGCUCUACGUGACUGGCCCAGUUGCAUUCGCGGCGCCGACGUCCAUGCGUCUCACAGCAACUACGUCGGCACCGAACGCCGUCGUCAUUGCCGUCGGUACCACCGACCUCACAGCGCUGGCACCAGCAGCUGCCCACGAGCUCGUCCGCACCGCCGGCGCCGCGAGCCGCCUCCUGUGCUACACCACUUCGUCGACAGCCCCGGCCGCAACGUCGUCCGACAGCGCGAUCACGGUCACGAUCCUCGACUCGUCGCUGGGCCUCAAUCUGGACAGCUCCGAGGUCGCGUUUGUCAAAGUGACGGAGUUUACAACGUCGGCGGACGCCGACCGUCCGUACUACGCCCCGUACAAGCACCGCCUCCUUGGUGCGUGCGUGGCAAGUGUAAACGGUGUGGACGUGAGCUUUGCGACUCGGGAUCGCGUCGUGCGGCUCUUGAGCCAGCUCCCGCACGUCCCGCGCGUCGUAACCUUUGUCACGGAAUCCGAGAUCCGCCGUCGGCGCGCAGAGGGCCCAACGCAUGUUGUGCACGUCCCCGCGGGACCACUGGGCAUCGACUUUGACGGCAACAAGCCGUCGCACACGGUCGUCGCGGGGUUCCGGGCGCUUCCAAAUGGCGAACGAGGCGUCUUGGAGCGUAGCGGCCUCGUGCGCGCUGGCAGCAUCCUCAUAUGCAUCAACGGCUUCAACAUCUCGUGCCUUGCACUCCACGCGACGAUCGAGCUCUUUCAAAAGCUUGCGCACACGCCCAAAGACCUCACGUUCACGACACUGGCGCAUCGCCCGACACUGGACGUGUACGUGCCAGCUGGACCUCUCGGACUCACGUUUGCUGCGCACCGGCCCGAAUGCGCGAUGCUCGAGACGAUUGCGUCAACCUCGGCCAUCCAGAUGCACGGUGCUGUUGCGCCCCAGAGCGUCCUCGUUGGUGUCGAUGGCUUUGAUUUGAGCUCCCUUGCACUCGCCCAGGUGGCCGACCUUCUCAAGGGUCUCUCGGCGCAGGCCAAGGUGCUUUCGUUCACGCCGCCGACGAUCAACUCCACCGUCCCGCGCAAAGCCGCCAUCGAUGUCGUUGUCGGUCCCGGCGGCGCAGGUGUGCGCUUCGACCCUACUGUACCGAGUGCGGCGGUCGUCACGGGCUUUGUGUGUGGCAGCAGCGUGGAAGCCGCCGGUGGCGUGUCGUUGGGGAGUCGCCUCGAGUGGGUCGAUGCGUUGGACGUGCGCUCCAAGCCCGUAGCCGACAUUGAAGCGCUGUUGACCGCCCUAGAGCCAAGUACAAAGACUCUGUCGUUUGCACCAAUGCCGGCGGCGACAGUGCCGGUGACAACACCAGCGUCGCCAACGCCCGAGCUCGUCUCGCCGUUUCCAUUCGUGCACCGGGAUUCGGUGCAGUCGACGAUGACGAGACUCCAAGAGAAGCUGUGUUUGACCGACGACCAGGUGUCGGCGUUGCAGCGCCGACUGAGCUCGUCGUCCGACGGCCCGCCCUCGCCACUCUCGCGCCGACCGAGCGCGGCCGACACAGCACCGCCCCUGCCUCGGAAGCUGUCGCGUGCGGCGUCGACGACGGCCCCGGACGAGGUUCAGGGUGCGGACCUUGUUGUUCCGUUGGUCGACUUUAAGCGAGCGUACCACGUCCAAAAGGUGGUGGGGGGCUGGUUUGGGAAACUCAAACCGCGCCAUUUUGAGUUUGAUUCGGACCAAAAGUACCUCGUGAGCUACGACAACAGCAGCAAGGAGCGCACGUGCAAGCACAUUCCGAUGGCUUCGAUCGCGUCCGUGACCAAAGGCAAGCCGAGUGCGCCGAAGAAGGGCGCCGAGACUGCGUCGGACGACCACUGCUUGAGCGUCGUCAUUUGCAAGCGCACGGUCGACUACAUCUGCGCGACGGUCGACGAUCGUGAUACGUUUGCCGGGUCGCUGGAGACGCUCAUUCGCGCCCGGAAGCUUUAGCUCCCUCCCGAGAAGCGUCCGAACGCCCUCUUGGGGUAUUGACAUUGCACCAAGAUCUUAUCGCAUGACUCGUGGCAGCACGAGCGCCCG
Molecule: messenger RNA, 2617 nt
Organism: Saprolegnia diclina VS20
Lineage: Eukaryota; Oomycota; Saprolegniomycetes; Saprolegniales; Saprolegniaceae
Exons: 5
Coding region: 17-2527 (836 amino acids)
Molecular function (GO): protein binding
Source: RefSeq, a predicted model, not a curated record